Messenger RNA from Phyllopteryx taeniolatus (common seadragon), 3985 nucleotides. It is a transcript of the gene map4k5, whose product is annotated as mitogen-activated protein kinase kinase kinase kinase 5. The coding region runs from base 562 to 3282 and encodes 906 amino acids. Gene Ontology annotation, molecular function: ATP binding; MAP kinase kinase kinase kinase activity. The record is from RefSeq and is a predicted model, not a curated record. Gene Ontology annotation, biological process: protein phosphorylation. NCBI's taxonomy places the organism in Eukaryota, Metazoa, Chordata, Actinopteri, Syngnathiformes, Syngnathidae. The transcript is spliced from 35 exons.
GAUUACUGCGAGAGUCCAUUUUUGACGAAGUGUUCAUGAACGCAUCACCAGGAUACAGAAAUUUACGGAGAUUAACAGCAGCCGACUGUUGUUGUUUUUUUUAAGCAUUGGCGUAUUAAACCAACACACAUGGAAUUAUUAGUAUUAUCCCAAUUUUGACGCUUGUCGUCAUUAUUAGGAGCAAGACUGCCUUCUGCGAAGCUGUCAACCGAGCAACGAGGAUGACAUGCCCCAAAGAAGUUGGUGGCUGCGACUACUGCUGCUGCUGAGCGAGGUCGCUGCUUGGCCGAAAGAGAGCCACUGAGAGCCGCCUCAACUUUUCCGAACGCCUCGGUAGCAAAGAGAGGACGCCUGCUUUAACGACUCUUCUUUUUAACGCAUUAUUCGACGCUAAAAGUGUCGAAUGAACAUUUGAAAAAAAAAUAAUGCACGGCCGAGUCCUCCACGCGAACGGCCAUGGAGCAGCCACAAGGACAGUCUGAAUAACCUGACCACUCGUUGACUUGUUCAGCGGCUCCAGCAGAUAGCCCGCACCGGAUUCCCCCCCGCGUCAGACCCACAAUGGAUAUCUUUCCCCGGCCCAGUGGCGAAAUCCAGCGGAGGAACCCCCAGCACGACUUUGAGCUCAUCCAGAGGGUGGGAAGCGGCACCUACGGGGACGUCUACAAGGCUCGCAACAUCCAAACCGGAGAGCUGACAGCGGUCAAGAUCAUCAAGCUGGAAGCAGGGGACGACUUUUCCAUCAUCCAACAGGAAAUCUUCAUGGUGAAGGAAUGCAUGCACCACAACAUCGUGGCCUACUUCGGGAGCUACCUCUGUCGAGAGAAGCUGUGGAUAUGCAUGGAAUACUGCGGUGGGGGAUCCCUGCAGGAUAUUUAUCAUGUGACAGGUCCUCUGUCGGAGAUGCAAAUUGCGUACGUCUGCCGGGAGACUAUACAGGGUUUGGGAUACCUGCACACAAAGGGCAAAAUGCAUCGUGAUAUUAAGGGCGCCAACAUACUUCUGACAAACGACGGAGACGUCAAGUUGGCCGACUUUGGCGUCGCAGCAAAAAUAACAGCCACCAUCGCCAAGAGAAAGUCCUUCAUCGGGACACCUUACUGGAUGGCUCCGGAAGUGGCUGCGGUGGAGAAGAACGGCGGCUACAACCAGCUGUGCGACAUCUGGGCGGUGGGCAUCACGUCCAUCGAGCUGGCCGAGUUGCAGCCCCCCAUGUUUGACCUGCACCCCAUGAGGGCCUUGUUUCUUAUGUCAAAGAGCAGCUUCCAGCCGCCCAAGCUAAAAGACAAAAACAAAUGGUCUGCUGCUUUCCACAACUUUGUCAAAGUGUCCCUGACCAAAAACCCCAAGAAGAGACCCACAGCAGAGAAACUCCUUUCGCACGUGUAUGUGGCGCAGACGGGCUUGACGAGGCGGCUUGCUGUUGACCUCCUGGACAGGAUGAACAACCCCGACAACCAUCAGCAUUACAGCGAGGCGGACGACGACGACCUCGAGCCCCUCUCUGUGGUCCGACACACCAUCCGCUCCACCAACAAGCAUGCCCGGGCCGAGAGGACGCGCUCUGAGAUGGCCUCAAACAAUGGGACAGAGCAAGGAGGGCCGCGAUCCCCUCAAGGGAGCCAAGCAGUCGACAAGCUGCAGUUUGAACCGCCGCUGCGGAAGGAAACAGAGGCCCAUUCGGAAAUGGAUGUGAGUAAAGAUAAUGACUUCCCGUCCCCCUGGAGCCCCUUUGCCGAGGGAGGAAUAACAGCCAGGAGUCUCCUCAAAAGCGUUGAGGACGAGUUGUUCCAACGGGGACACGUCGCUCACCUGCAGGACGCUUUUGGCGAAGUGGAACUAUCCACACUCAAGCCAGGAUAUCCUCCUCCUCGGCCCCCGAAGCCCCCGUUGCACUGCCCCUAUGAGGAGGCAGGCCACAACGACGAGCGUUCGCUUACGGUGCGGCGCUUCCCCAACGUGGAGAACGGUCCAGGCCAGGCUGCGCGACGCCGGAGCACGCCGGAACACUGCAACAAGACCGGGAGAGCCUCGCCAGACUACCUCUCUGUCAGCGUCAGCAGCCCCGGGCUCUUGUCUCAUGCCUCAGACCAAGACGACGACUCGGACGGAAGCGUCAAUGGCGACAGUCCCAAGCCGGCGCCCCACCGGCUGUGUCGGAAGCUGAAGAAGGAUUUUCCUAAACCCGCCAUCAAUGGCUUGCCGCCCACACCCAAAGUGCUGAUGGGUGCUUGUUUCUCCAAAGUGUUCGACGGGUGUCCUCUGAAGAUCAACUGCGCCACAUCUUGGAUCCAUCCGGACACCAAAGACCAGUACCUGAUCUUUGGGACAGAAGAUGGCAUCUAUACGCUCAAUCUGAACGAGCUGCAUGAGGCCACAAUGGAGCAGCUGUUCCCCAGGAAGUGCACGUGGCUGUAUGUUAUCAACAACAACCUGAUGUCUUUAUCGGGGAAAAACUUCCAGCUGUACUCCCACAAUCUCAUCGGGCUCUUUGAGCAGCUGAAGAAACCUGGCUUGGCUGCCCAGUUCCAGACCCACCGCUUCCCGGACAAGAUUCUGCCCAGGAGGUUCGCCUUGACGACCAAGAUCCCCGACACAAAGGGCUGCCACAAGUGCUGCAUUGUGAGGAACCCGUACACAGGCCACAAGUACCUAUGUGGAGCGCUGCAGUCUGGCAUUGUCCUCCUGCAGUGGUAUGAGCCCAUGCAGAGAUUUAUGCUCAUCAAGCACUUUGACUUCCCACUUCCCAGCCCGCUGAAGGUGUUCGAGAUGCUGGUGGUGCCUGAACAGGAGUACCCACUUCUGUGCGUUGCCAUCAGCCAGGGCGACGAGCCUGGCCAGGUGGUGCGCUUCGAGACCAUCAACCUCAACUCCUGCUCUUCCUGGUUCACUGAAAUGGGAGCCAGUAAUCAGCAGGUGGACGCCAUCCAUGUCACGCAGCUGGAAAGAGACACCGUGUUGGUGUGUUUGGACCAAAACUUGAAGAUCGUUAACCUUCAGGGCAAAUUAAAGUCCAACAAGAAGCUGGCGUCUGAGCUCAGUUUUGACUUCGGCAUCGGAUCAGUUGUGUGCCUGCAGGACAGUGUUCUGGCCUUCUGGAAGCACGGCAUGCAGGGCAAGAGCUUCAAAUCGAACGAGGUGACGCAGGAGAUCUGUGACCCGAGCAGAGUUUUCCGCCUCCUGGGAUCCGACAGAGUGGUGGUUCUGGAGAGCCGGCCCACAGACAACCCGACGGCGCUGAGCAACCUCUACAUCCUGGCGGGUCACGAGAACAGUUACUGAUCCACCAGGUGGAACCAGAGUAGCAUUUAGUUUUGGGUUCUUUUGACAGAGGAGGAACUUUCUGUCGCCACACGUUCUGUUUUCGUUGACAGGCUGCUCAGCUCUUUGGACUCACAAGGAGCCGGUGAGGAACGUCCAAACGCAACAGAAGUUCACAAAUAAGAACUUUUUUAUAUAUAUAUGUAUCCUGUACAUUUUACAUCCGCUUAUUUGUGGGUAUCAUAAGUGCCAUUAAAAGCUGGUGAUUAUCUUUUUGGGAGACUUUAAGCGCCCCGAGGCUGGCUCGGAGCAUCUGCAGUCCGACUCGAGACACAAACACCUGAGCCACAUGCGGGUUAUUUAAGCAAUAUUUAUUAUUAUCAUUAAUAUUAACCUCUGGUAUGUCGGACUACCUAAUAACCAGCAGCCUUCCGAGCAGCUUUUGGGUGCUUCUUGCAUUGUAACAUAGUCACAUCCAUCCUUUUUACACCUUGAACGUAAUGUACAAAUGUGUGUUCCCCCCCCCCCUCUCCUUUUAAUCUUUUAUAGACAUAUAACGACUUAUUUGCACCGUGUAAGCACUUUUGUACAUUUUUCCUUGUUUUUGUAAUUUAAAACCAGAACAUGAGGGACGACGCACGCUUCUGUUGACAUCUUUGCAUUCCCUUUGCAAAAUGUUUUAACCUAUGCUGUUUUUUUUAAUAAAAAAAAGAGCUGUUGUUAA